Molecule: messenger RNA, 1073 nt
Organism: Branchiostoma belcheri (Belcher's lancelet)
Lineage: Eukaryota; Metazoa; Chordata; Leptocardii; Amphioxiformes; Branchiostomatidae
Exons: 4
Coding region: 125-847 (240 amino acids)
Cellular component (GO): external side of plasma membrane
Molecular function (GO): signaling receptor activity
Source: RefSeq, a predicted model, not a curated record
CGAUCAUUUAGGCAUGCGUGAACAAAUACAGUAGAGAUUUUCAGACUCUUCUGACGAUUUUAAAAAACAAAGUUGGAGACAAGUUCACACCUCUGCAAAUCCCGUCUCUUCUGAACAAGGCACCAUGGCGCCCAUGAUGCUGGUUCUCCUAGCGGCCGUUGCCGGGGUUGCAGUGGCGGCAGACGUCCCCUGCCGUCCGAUGCAGGAACUCUACCCGUCCGGGAAGGAACUGUGUGAGAGGAUGUGGGACGGCGCCUUCGUGUACGAGACCGACCUGAGCAGGGCCUACACCAUGUGGUUCUUCGAGCGGGACAACCCGAACGACAAGGUGUCCCACAAGCUCGGAAAGACUCCUCCGAACAAGUGUUACCUGCAAUACCUGCACAAGACUGUUCCCGGCCCCGAGCCCGACAACUUCACAGAGUGCCACCCGUGGAAGAACCGCGCCUGCUGCCGCCAGCAGACCGUCUCUUCCCCGGAGAAGAUCAUCCAGAACUACGGGCCGGAGUGGCGCUGGGACCGCUGCGGGACGCUGUCGGCUGCCUGCGAGCGCUUCUUCGUGCAGGAAGCGUGUUUCUACGAGUGUGAUCCAAAUGCAGGUCUUUACCGCAUGUACUCCGACAAGGAUUUCGACGCGUCCAACCCCCGUCACAACAAGUGGCAGAUUGAGGGCAUGCCGAUUCGUGCGGACUACUGCGACUCCUGGUGGGCCGCCUGUAGGAACGAUCUGUUCUGCGCGCUCGAGCAGGGGAACCACUACGUCUGCGCAGCGGAGUACGAAAAGGCCGAUGGCCAAGGUUACUUUUAUACUCUCGUCAAGUCCAUCGUUAGCUGGUUUACCCAGUGAUCUGUGGGAUUUGUGUCACACAGAAGUUACUAGUUACUAAGUACAUGCCGCCCGAAUAGUGACUCCACCUUCAAGCGCUUUUAAUAACGGCCUCUAUUGGCGCCGUACUUAGACAUACUUGGUACGAAAGCAACAUGUAAUUCUUAUAGACACAUGACAUUGUGUAAUCACACACCUGCAUGUUCUCUCUCUCUCUGUGUGUAAUAAAAUGCAUGUUUUAGGAGAU